AUGGGUAUCGAAGCUAAAGAUUUCAUUCUUGAUCUUGAUUUACUUGCGUUCAGUGGUAUUGCUUUCAGUCCUGAACAACGUGCUUCAUUACAAACAUCGUUGAUUAUUCUCAAAGAACAAUAUAAAUUCAAAACGAUUCAUUUUUGGGGAAAAAUCUUAGGUAUUAAUGAUGAUUAUUUCAUUGUUCAAGGCCGACAAAAAGAUGAACUUCGCCAUCGACAAUUUCUCUAUAGCAAAGAUUGUAUCAAUUGGAAUAUGUUGAAUCCACCAAGUAAAGAAGCAAAAGAGUUAGUCGAUGUGUGUCAGGGACGUUUUACCGGAGAUCCAUCCAAUGAUUUCGAAGUUGUUAAAUAUGAAAUAACUGAUGAAGAUACUGAAGACGAAAAUAUCGAAGAAAUUAAAACAACUCUACGUGAAGAAGAUCGAUUAGCUGCUAGUUUAUGGAGAAUUGAACAAGAUGCUUUAAUUGUUCCAUACACUGCGUACAUUCUUCAGCCGAAUGGAGAUGUUCAGCGAAAUCGUACAUUCGAAGGAUUGACCAUUGCUGAAAGUACUAAAUUAUCGAAUUAUUAUCAUUUUUGUGAGCCCAUUCAUCUUCCAAAGAAAAGUUUAGUCCAACGAAGUACUCUCGAGAAAAGUCUUCAAUUUCUCGAUCCCAUUGAUGAAGAUGUUCCGAAAGGUAUAUUCGUUCUCGCUAUUCCUCCUAAUCAAAUUGCAAUUCUUCUAGGUUGGAGUGUUCAAUACGAACGUGGAAGUGGUUUAGUUCAAAUUCGUAGCCUUAAAUGGCCUGGCAUGGCAUUCUUUCAUAUUCCAGGCACAAAUCGUUAUGGUUCACUUUAUUGUGGUAUUGGUGAAGAAAACAAAGACUUAGCUUUCAUGCUCUAA
Messenger RNA from Adineta ricciae, 885 nucleotides. NCBI's taxonomy places the organism in Eukaryota, Metazoa, Rotifera, Eurotatoria, Adinetida, Adinetidae. The record is from the annotation of a GenBank genome assembly.